Messenger RNA from Agrilus planipennis (emerald ash borer), 1107 nucleotides. Its product is annotated as thioredoxin domain-containing protein. The record is from RefSeq and is a predicted model, not a curated record. The transcript has 6 exons. The coding region runs from base 114 to 1040 and encodes 308 amino acids. Lineage: Eukaryota; Metazoa; Arthropoda; Insecta; Coleoptera; Buprestidae.
GUUAACAUAACCAAACGUGUGUAACUUUUGUUUACAUGCACAACAUUUAACAGUUUUUUUUAUACAUUAAAUGAAAUUUUAUUUAUAAUUAUAAAUUAAUAAUAUCAACUGCCAUGCGCCAAGGUAAAUUUGGACAAUUUUCUUCUGUGAUUAUUUUCUGUAUGAUAUUAUUUAGUAAAGCUUCGGAAAAAUUGGAGCUAGUUACCGAAGAAGAACUAUUAAAUUUAAUACGAAGCGAAAAGUAUGUUGUUGUUUUGUUUUCAAAGCCCCAUUGUGAAGAGUGCAACAAAUUUGAAAAUGAGCUAAUAUCUACUAGAGAAGAUCUUGUUGAUGCUCUUGGUGCCUGGGUUGUAAAGAUAGAAAACAGUCAACUUAUAAGAUUAUACAGUCCUUCUAAGGAGCCCGUCAUUGUCUUCUUUCGACAUGGAAUACCUCUUCUAUAUGAUGGACCUGUUAAUGAUGAAAUGAUAUUACACACGUUUACAAACAAUAAAGAACCACUUGCAAAAGAGUUAACAGAUGAAACGUUUGAACACUUAACACAAGCUGCAACAGGAGCUACAACAGGGGAUUGGUUUGUAAUGUUUUACACAAAUGAAUGUGUAGAUUGCCAGCGUUUACAAGCAAGGUGGGAAGCUGUAGGAGCACAUUUAAAAACUAGAAUGAAUAUUGCUCGAGUUAAUAGGGGAUCUACAGGAGCAGCAACAGGACGCCGAUUUGAUGUAUUUGAUGUGCCCGCAUUUAUCCUAUUUAGACAAGGGAAAAUGUAUCGAUACGAAAUAAGAAAUUAUGAUGUUAAAUCGUUAGUAUCUUUUGCAACUGAAUUUUACAAAAAUAUUCGGGCUGAGAAAGUGCCAGUUCCUAAAUCACCUUUUGAUGACCUUAUUGCUGCAAUAGUGGUUUAUUUAAAAGAAAAUCCGUGGGUUUGGCAAUUUGGUGGUAUGACUUUUGUUAUUGGAUUAAUUGCAGCCCUUUUAGUUAAUAAGAAGAGCAGUGUAAAGCCCAGUUCGAAAAAAAAGGCAGCUAAGAAGGAGAAAUAAAUAAAAUUAAUAAUUAAUUAUAAGUCAGCACUAACAGUACUGAAAAAUAAAUGUUGAAUAAAUUGUG